AUGUCUACAACUAAAAAGAAUGCCAAUUUGAGGGUGCAUACAAGAGAGACCCUCAAUGGCAACACCCCGGCUGGUUGUGGCAACAAAAAAGACAAUGUUUCUUUACCCACGCUGCCCUCCCGAGGCCUCCAGUCUGGGGUACUCUCCCCACAUCUAGCUCGUCUGUCUGUGGUUGAGCUUCCCCGCCUUGUAGCAGCAGUGGGCACUGAGAUUUCCAUAGGUGACUCAAUAGCAAUUGAGGGCCCAUGUUUAAUGGCAUCAGUGCUGGGAGCAGACAUUCCAAUCAAAGCUACAGACUCGCCACAAAUGGAUAUUGUUACUGAUGAUGCGCCCUCUGAGAGGCCCAAGGAGCAGCAUGAAAAGACAAAAACUAGAAAAGAAAGCAAGCACAAGUCUGAGCCUCUCACAGGUUUUGAAGUAGUGGAGAUAUUUGCAAAGAAAAGGCAUUUAGGGGAGCUGGAGUUCUAUUACUUGAAGGUUGUGGAAGAUGUACCCUACAGACCAUAUGACCUGCGUGUGGUCCCACGUAGCAAAGCGGGCUUGGAUCACUACAUUUUCUCUCCCGCCUCAGUGACGCACGUUCAGGGUGGCUGCAGUGCGGAGAUUGUAACUCUCGCGAGAUGGCAUCAGGAAGCCAUCCUCUGGAGAGCUCUGAGAGACAUUCCGUUUUUCAGAGACUAUUUACUACGCAAGUCUCUCAAACGGUGGUACAGGAACCUGAGGCUGGGGAACCUCCAGCGCAUCAGUGACACCCUUCAGGCUCAACUUCUGAUGUCAGUCCCUCAUUUCAGAGAGGCUUUGUUUCACAUUGCCGGACUGAUAGAAGAGCUUAAAAAGGUUUGCUGGCUGCCACGGGAUGUCUCCAAAACUUACACACUUCUGGAUUUCCAGACUGUUCUUAAAAGAAAGAAUCAAGAAGCUCAGGGUAUAUUAGAAAAAUUCCUUCAGUGCUGCACUCUGACACUAAACAUGGUUAAAGAAGAGAGCUAUGGAGCUUAUCAGGAGUUGCAACUGCGAAUUGAACGUUCCAAAAUCAGUCCACAUAACCAGCCCAUGCAUCUUCAACAUAGCCAGCCCAUGCAUCUUCAGCGGGUCCAGCUGCGUGAGCUACAAAGAGAACUGGGCCAGGCUGAGAGAGUCAUUCAACGUCUUGGAAACAUGGCUGCUCUUGUGAACCAUAUGAUUGUACAAUGCAUUCUCUCCAUCUUCCAGCAAGAAGUCAACUUCUUUGUCAAAGAUGUAUUGAAGGGGGGGCAUCCAGAACAGGUCAGUCUCUUCCAGGCGGAGCUGGUAUUUGGAACAGAUGGUCAGCUGACCCUCUUUCCACCAAUACACUUAUUUCAGGAAGUGUUACUUGGAGCAGUGGCAUCAGUGGCUGACUCUGUCCUGCAGGUUUUUGACUCAUGCAAAAAUUCUCCAGACUUUAAAGACUACAUGUCUGCUAGUGCCUCCUUCAUCAGGGACAUUCAAGCCUUGACAACAAGCACCACAGCUGAAUUGAAGGACGGUGAGCUCACUGCUGUUGCCAGUUUGCCCUCUAAAAAGAAAGCAUGUGUCAUGCCCAUUUCUACAUCAGUGUUACCUAUGAUUAAUCCUCUGAGUGUUCAGGGAGAGAAACUGAGAGGGCAUUACUAUCCACUAUCAAGAGGACAACUUGAGAGGCAACUGAGCCUCAAUGCCUGGGCUCAUGAAGCUCAGUGGGUGGAGUCCACAGUCUUGCAGGGUGCGACAGAAGUCCGGCAGCUGUGUGAAGGACAUUCCUGGUUGGUGGAUAUUCAUGUGUUCACAAGUGAAUGGAGCCAUGCUUCUUUGGAGGACAUGCGGGGCUGGUCCUCCUUCAAGUAUGAGGAGCAUAUUAAGAGGGUUCGCUCUUGCACUGACAAAGUCCACACAGUGCCCUCUUUCUUCACUACAUCCAAUAAGCUGUUCACAAUCCAUUGCUCUCACAUCCAAGAGAGGAUAGGAUUCCUGUUAAAAUCUAUCGACGAGGAUGUGCUAAAAAUGCUGAGUGAGGAAUUACAGUUACGCUCUGAUGCCUUAGUGUCUGAGCUGAAGAGAGCUGUGAAGGGGCUUAUGUCAGAGCCUAACAACUUCAACGACUUUACAAAUUAUGCAAGCAUGGUGCUAGACCUGUGGGACCAGUUCACAGCUCUGCUGAAGCGAGCUGUAGAGACUGUUAGCCAUAGUCUGCCCUCAGUGGUUAACAACCUGGAUAGCGCUUUCUCUUCACUGGCAAAGGAGCUAGAGGGCCUGGUGUCUACUGCAACUACCGGCCCCUAUGUGGACCCCUCUCAAAAUGCUGCCCAGUUGCUUAAUAAUCUCAGUUCAACGUGCCGACAGAUGUAUAGAAUUGCAUCACAACUGAAUGAGCUUAGCAAGACCAGUAAAAACCUGAGAGGACACCCACUGGAUCUGACUUUUGUGGUAGAAGCAAAACGGAGUAUAGAGGCACGGAAAGAUCUAUGGGAGCUAAGGAGGGUCUCCACUGCCCAGAUCCAAGAAUGGAGGCUCCUUCUUUUUAGCAAGUUUCCAGUGGCUAGCGCCCAAGACAAGGUAAAUGAAUGGCUACAGAAGGCCACGUCUCUCACAAGAACAAUCCCCUCUCGUGAUGCGGUACUUGAGGAGACCGCGCAGACCCUGGAAGAGGUCAAACAGCAACUCUCUGUACUGGCCAAGCUAAGCAGCCCCACACUCAAACGCAAGCACUGGAUAAACAUCUUUAAAGGUAUAGGUCUUCUUUAUUCCCCUGCAUGGAACCUCACGGUGGCUGAUCUUAUGUCAAAAAAUGUUUGGAAGCACAACGGUAUAAUCAGCAAGAUCUGUCAAGAUUCCAAGGCUGAGACAGACAUGGAGCAGGUGUUUCAAAAACUUCAGCGGUUCUGGGAGGUGGCAUCAUUCCGGCUGGCAAAGUUUAUCAUUACUGUGUGGCCAAAGGAGAGCCUGGAGUUGGGAGAAGAACACCAGAAGAAACCUGGCAAUCCCUAUCUUUCUGCCCAAAAUUCUGCCAAACAGUACUCUUAUGACAGUGGAACAUUCACUAUCAUUGGUUUAGAAGCAGUACUGGCACAGACUGAGGACAGCAUAAUGACUCUGUCCAACAUGUUGCUCUCUCCCCACGUUGCUGAUUUCAGAGAGGAAGUUGAACAUUGGAUACAGCUUCUGCAGGAACUGGAGGAACUGCUUGAUUUUUGUGAAAGAUACCAGCAGAAAUGGGUCUUUCUCAGCAAAAUGUUUUACGAAAUAACUGAUUGCACACAAAAGGAAGAGCUGUUGGAGAUGUUCUCCCCAGUGGACAAGAUUUUCCGUGAAAUCAUUCAGAUUACAUUACAUGAUCCACAUGUUUUGAAUAUUGUUCAAGUCAAGAAGACCACAGAAGCAAAUAGUCAGUUCCAAGGACAAAGACUACGAAUUCUCUUCAUUGAAGGACUCACCACAAUGGAAGGGAUUUCCAAUCAAUUGCUGUGUCUUCUUGACUUGCCUCGUGAGCAGUUUAAGAGACUCUACUUCCUCAGCAAUGACGAGGUGAUCAAACUUCUCUCAUUGCAACCAACACCUUCAUCCAUUUUACCAUUUGUCCGCAAAUGUUUCAAAGGGGUACGCUGGCUUGAGGUUGACCAGAAUAGUGACAAGCUACAUGAAAAUGACAGAGCAGAUAUCACUAAUGAACUGGGUUUAUCAAGCAACCAAUUGAGGGUCAAGGGCGUGUAUGGAACCCUUGGAGAACAUGUGCCUCUCCUUUUUCCUCUUGAGCCAAACCUCAGCCCCUUACUGUGGCUUGGAUUACUGGAGCAACAGCUACAAAAAGCCACGAAACAGCUCAUGAGUGAAUGCGUUGUUGCUCGACAAUGCUGUGAUACACUUGAAUGUGAUCAAGAGAAUGACAAGGGCGCAGAAAACUUGUCACCUAGAGCUCCUCACUUCUCAAGCUUUUCGGUCUUGAUAAAUAAGGAAGGGGUGAUAUCAAAGGAGAAUGAGCCACCCACCCUUUUGGACCUUAUCUCUGAAUUCCCCCUGCAAUGCAUUUUAGUGGUGGAAGAGGUCUUGUGGUAUACUUAUGUCCAAAAGGCUCUCCUGAAUCGAGCUCAUGUUAAAUACACCAAGGCACAGAAUGCAGCCAAAAUUCAGAAUCUAUGCAAAGCCAUUCGUGACCUCAGCACAGACUCAGGUCACAGAGCAGUGGCAUCCAGUCGCUUAGUGACGUCACUCCGUUCCUUGGUUUUACUAGUUAUGAAGCAUGCCCAACAGUUUGUUGAGAUCUCGGAGGUGCACGGUGACCUGUCAUCAUCUUUUGAGUGGCAGAAGCUGAUGAAGUAUCAUCUAAGCUUGGUUAAUAAUUCAAGUCAUAGUGGCUGCUCACUCUCUCAGGAAGAUCAUUGCAAGGAACAGUUAAUUUGUGUUGAUGUCUUUGGUGCACAGUUGCCCUAUGGCUAUGAAUAUAUAGGACCAGAGAAUUGGAUGAUGGUGAGUACUCCUUCAACAGAACGGGCAGUCUUGGGCAUACUCCUUGCCCUCACUAGCUACAGGUCUGGUUUCAUUAGUGGACUGAGAAUGUCUGGUAAAAGCAAGACUGCGGUCCACUUAGGACAAGCAUUGGGUAGACAGGUGGUCACCCUCACAUGUUGUAGAAAUACAAGUUUUUCAGUUGUUCAGCAGAUGCUGCUUGGUGCUCUUCAAACUGGAGCCUGGCUAGUACUAGACUCUGUGGAUUCACUAUCACAUGGGAUGCUGUCCCUUCUGGGGCAGGACUUGUCAGAUAUUCAUCAGACAUUGUCAGUAUUUCAAGGAAACAUUCAGCAGAAAGAAAUUGAUGAUAAGCCCUCAUCAAAGAGCAAAGAUUGGGAUUUCAUCACAAAGGAUUACAAAAUACUGGAUGAAGAUGAAUGCCCAAUGUUAUUUGCUGGUAAGAAAAUAAUGGCAAAGCUGAACUAUGGAUGUGUCAUGAUUUCUUCAGAUGGGUAUUCAGCUGAAGUGCCAGAAAACCUGAGAGUAGCAACCAGACCAGUUUCAUUAACUCAACAUGACUGCAGGAUUGUUGCAGAGGUCAUGCUUCUGUCCCAUGGGUUCUCUGAAGCCACCACUAUAAGCCAGUGUUUAGUGUCUCUCUUUAGCCUAGCCAAGGAUUUACUUUGUCUUCUCGAUUCUGCCACUGAUGCUCAAAUCUCCUGGCUUGUUCUUCUGAGAAAUGUCAUUACUACAUCUAAAUUGUACCUACACAGCAACAAUGAAGAGAGAAGAGAAAGUCUUUCUGAUACAGUUCUUAAAUCAUCCGAAAAAGAGGCAGGAGAAGUCAGAAGUCGUCAACCACGUCAGUUUAAGUGUCCCAAUAAAUCUGCUGCUGUUGUAAAUGCUGUGUUAGAAGAGCAAGCAGUCAUUAAAGGUAUAAUGUCAGUCUUAUUGCCUGCAAUCUUUGAUCAGAGGAGAGCCUCAGAAUUCUGCAGAAUUUUGGAAGAAAUAUUCCCAGCUGCUCGGUCCUUUCCAGCUGUCCAGCAGUUCAUUGAGGAAUAUGAGCAGAAUAUCCUCAAGGAUGCUAUCACAGAAGAGUUGCAGAAAACAGGAUUUUAUUGUGACACAAGUCUUCUUCACAAUACCCUAAACCUUUAUCAGGCCCUGAAACUCUCCAGAGCAGUCGUACUCAUUGGACCGGCAGGUAGUGGUAAAACAACCUGUUAUCGAGCUCUUGCAGGAGCACUCCGUAAACUUGCAGCGUCAGCUGCUGAAGCUGAAUCAGAAGACGCUCUCACUACAGAAAAUGAUUCCUCAAAGAGGUUUUCUCAUUUCAGCUGGAGUUCUGUGGAAACAGUAGUCCUAUUCCCCAAUGCCUUGUCCUAUGAGGAGUUCUUUGGAAGCUACAAUGAACAGCAGGGAUCCUGGUGGGAUGGUGCACUCACUAAAGUUCUCAGAGACUCGGAGUUGUAUGAUUUUUCAGUCAAUAGUCCAGCCAAGAUCAAAAAGAGCAUUUUGCACGGACAAAAGGUGAAAUGGCUAGUACUAGAUGGGGAUCCCCUGAGCCAACCAGGCUGGUUGGAUAUUCUGUGCACAUUUAGCAUCCUUGAAGAACCCUUUCUUUGUCUUUCGUCAGGGGAGAAAAUUUUUCCAUCGUGUGAAGAAUUCAAAAUAUUGGCUGAGGUCACAGACCUUGGUAAUGCUACUCCUUCGGCAGUGACUUGCUGCAACCUGGUUUACAUCUCUGGAAAGGACAUGUGGAAAGCUGUGUGGAAAGCUGAAAAGGAUUCUCUGUACAGGGAGCUUACCCUUGACCAAAGCACACUGAAGAUGUGGAGUUACCUGGCAGAUGAUCUUUUUUCAAGCACCCUGACUUUCCUCAGGCAACAGACUCUUGCAUCAGUGAUGUUUUAUGAUGAAUAUGAGGUCAAUAUAUCAAGUAGUAGAGUGACAUAUGGACUGCAGGAAAUAAUGUCAUUUGUGAGAAUCUUCCGUGCCCUUCUAGAACAAUUUGGGAAAGCAAAAGGCCUGAAAGCUACACUCAGACCAACAGAGAAGAGAGAUGAGACACCAGAUGGAUCUAAGCAAUCCUGUACAGAUCCCAUUAUCUCUUCCACUCAGCAAGAGUUGCAGAACAGGAAUCUUUUUGUGCUGGCCUAUAUUUGGGGAUUUGGUGGUCAGCUUCAUCCUCGACACUGGCCACAGUUUGACCAUUUUGCUCGAGAGGCACUGUACAAGAGCCGCUACAAAGUGGAGGUGCCUCCUGAGGGGACAGUGUUUGAGUACUUUUUUGACUUCAGUGAUGACCAACACUUCACAGCAAAUGCAAUAAGCAACACCAGGAAUGAGUGUCCCAGCCUGUCCUACAGAUCAAUGCCCCAGUAUGAAAAAUGUGCAUGUGUCCUAGACCUACUGCUGGAUGCACAUCAACCAGCACUAUUGGUGGGAGAGUCAGGGUCAGGUAAAACAACGCUUUGCCAGUCUUUAUUAACACAAGAAAGGCCACAUAUACGCCUACCAGCUAGCCCACUCCUUCAGUCUGCUGACUUGCGUAAUAUACUUGAAAAAAUGGGCUCCCAGAAGACUCGAAUGGCCACCACAGGCACCUCCAUCAAGCAGCCUGGAUUGCUUCUGUUUGUAGAUGAUUUACAUGAAGCUCCUCUUGAUGUUUGUGGGAAGACCUGCAUGGCACUCGAGACAUUACGUCAGUGCAUUUCUAGGGGUGGAGUGUUGACGUCAAAUGGCUGUCACUUUAAGCUAUUCAGUUCUGGAGCUAUCAGCUACCUGGGGACUUGUAGUACAUCUGGAGUAGGCAGCAACAAUUGGCUUUCCCCUCGACUCACCAGACUAUUUACUAUCUUGGUGCUUCCUGUUGUUACCAAAGAUGUACUCUUUUCCAUGCAUUCAGCAAGGUUAUAUCAGUGGCUUAGAGAGUUCCCGUCCUUGUCAAGGGUUGCAGACAUGGCAAAGUGCAUUAUUACUGCAACACUGGAUUUAUACCAUGCUGUGUGUGAACAGUUUCCCCGCGAUUCACGUAGACCUCAUUUUGUUUUCUCCCUCCAUGACAUUGAAAAGGUGUUCCAAGGGAUGUACCUAUGGGGACCACGUAUGCCAUUCCAGAGAAAAGUUAGUGUUUGCCCCCAAACUGCUCUCUCAUCGAGCUCUUUACCUUUCUUUUCUCUAGCCACAUUUGGACCUGCAGCAAAUGUGCUCAACAUUGCUCGUCUGUGGUUGCACGAGUGUCUCCGUACCUUUGGUGAUCGUCUGUCGUUAGAUCAGGAAAGGCACAAUCUAGUUUUAAUUCUUUCCCAAGUCUGUGAUAAUAGUUUUAGCAGCUGGGUUUUACCUGUUUUGAAAACCAGUGGAGUAAAUACACCAAGCCCUGUUCGUCUAUCACCCGUCACAACCACAGGCAGUGUAAAGGUGAUCCAGCAACAACCCCCAUCUCAGAUGCAUAAAGAUAAGAAUGAGAGCAUCUUGCCAACCGAAACAUUGGUAAGAUCCCCCUUGCCAAAAGAGGUUGGAAACCUCAUGGGUUUGGUGGAGGAAACAGAGUUUUCUGAAGAACAGAGCAGCUCGGAGCCUAACUUUCAUUACAGCGGAAAUUGUGUAGACUCAUCCAGUGAAGCCUCAGAGGAAAAGAGUAGAAAUAAUGGCAAAAACACGAAAGAUGACCCUAACACAGAUGAGUCUCAUUCUGUACCUUUAGAUAACAUAGCCACUCAUGCACCGGGGAACUUCCAGCCCUCUCCUCCCAAAGAGGCGAAAACAUCCAAAAAUCCACAUUUGAAAAGAAUUCAAAAGCUUCAGUGGCCACCAACCGAAACACACACUUCAGAAAAAACAGGGGGGGCAAGCCCUGUCGAAUUACCCCUGCACCUACUGCAGGACAUGGCAUAUGCCAUUCACAAUGUGAUAUUUUGUCCUGAACUGUGUGAGCCUCUCCACUCUAGAGCACAACAGUGUAGUUUUAAGCGCAAUGCAGUCUACCAGGAGAGAGAUUUGGACAUAUUAGUGCACCAGCUUGCACUCACAGUUAAGAGAAAAGAGAAGGAAGAGGAAAAAGAAUUAGACAAUAAGGACCAUAACACUACCAGCUGUGCUGUGCACAAGCAGAGAGUGAAGCAGCUUGUCCAUGUUCUUCGUGCCUUGCUCAUUCCUGGUGGUCAUGGGGUUCUGUUCGCGGCUGCCAGGAACACAGGCAGGAAGACCACAGUACGUCUUGCAGCCUGUCUGACCAGAUACAAGCUUUUUGAGGUACACCCCAGAAAUGAGUCCAAAUUAUGGGAGAUGCUGAAAGAAGCUGGAAGUCAGGUUGGGGUACGUGGUUCCAGUGUGGUGUUUCUAAUCCAUGAGGAGACCAGCCAAGACAUUAAAGAUAAGCUACUGUUUGUGAUGGCUAAUGGAACAUUUCCCGGGCUUUACUCAGACGAAGAGCUGAAGAAUCUGGCGCUGAAGAUUAAUGCUGUACUUAAGUCACACAAUCGCCCGAGCAAUGACCAGGCUCUUGAAAAAUAUUUUAGGGAUAUCAAAAGGAAUAUGCAUGUGUUCCUUCUGCUGCCAUUAAUUCAAGACACCAGCAAGAGACAACCAGGAGAAGCCACUUUGGUUGCAAAUAUUACCAAAGCUCUCAGUCUCUCCUGUUAUGUUGAAGUAUAUCAGCCUUGGAACACAGAAACUUUGACUGAAAUUGCUACUUGCUCUCUGAAGAAAAAUCUUGACGAUGACUUAGUGGCCAGUAUUUCUCACGCUAUGGCAGGAAUUCACCAGUCAGCAACUGAAUAUGCCACAGUUUUUCUAAACAUGCAGCCUUUCAGCCCUCAAACCCAUGAGGAGCUGAUGGCACACUUCUUCCAUCUUUGCAGUCAUCUUUCUGAACAAGGCAGAGAUCAGGCCAACAAAAUUGCAACUGUUCUUGCCCGUGUAAAGGCCAUGACUGACAAGGUUGACCAGUACAGUCAGGAAGUGUUGAAGCUUGCAUCCAAAGUUGCUGAAACAGAAAAGUGUCUGGAGCAGGUGCAGAGUGCAGUGGACGCUGGGCGCUUAUCCUGUGAAUGUAGCCGUCAGCACUGCCUGUUAGAGGAGAAUCGACUCGCUCACCUUAAAGAACAGUCGUAUUUAACCCAACAACACAUGCAAGAGGCAAGCCCUUUGUAUCAGGCAGCUGUUAAAGCACUGCAGUCCCUUAGCCAGUCAGACCUGGAUGAAGUGCGACGCUAUCGAAAUCCCCCGGCUCGUGUGGUUAUGGUCAUGGAUACUUUGUGCAGGAUGUUCAACCGUCCACCCAACUGGGAAAGUAGCAAACAACUUCUUGGGCAGGCCAAUUUCUUUCAGGAGCUGGAAUUCUAUGAUGUCACCCAAAUAAGUGAUGAGCUGUUUCAAAAACUGGGCAAAAUUGUCGAGGAACCAAAUUUCCAGCCAGCCACCGUUCGUGGCGUGAGUCGGGCCUGUGAGUCUCUCUGUCGCUGGGUUCAGGCAAUAUACCAGUACGCCUGUGUCCAGCGCAGAAUGGCCCCGCAGAGGGCGCAAAGAAGUCAGUUGGACGAACUCAUGGCAGAGAGCCGCGCACGACUACGCGAGGCCAGGCUGCAAGAGGAGGCUGCUGGGGAACAGCUGAGAAACCUGGAGAAGCAAAGGCAGUUCAUCAGCAAAGAGCUAGAGUCUUUGUCUGCCCUGCUUCACAAAGCCAAAACUAAAGAGGGUUAUGCUGUUGCUGCUAUCCAGCAGCUAGGCUGCCACAUAGCUAAAUGGAAGGAAGCACAAAGGGAGACAGAGGUGAACAAUCAGACCAUUUCAGGUGACGCUCUGAUUUUGGCUGCUGCCAUCACUUACUUGGGCCCAUUUAGGCCUGAUAUUCGUUUAGAACUGUUGGGGAAAUGGCGAAAGCUGUGUCUCACUGGUGGCAUUGACAAACGGCCAAGAGAUCCUCGGUCGUCGCUGCUCAGCAGCCCCGAACCAACCCCUGCUGAGUGCCCCCUUUUUGUCCCAAUUCCCAUGUGUGAGGAACCUCAGGUGGCUCUUGCUCGUGUAGUGGGACUCGAUGAGCGUGUGGCUGAGGGAGUGCCUCCAUGGCUCAUUCUGAAACUACUGCUGUGGGGAUGCAGGGUCCCCUGGGCUACACGCUGGCCUUUGCUGUCUGAGAUACAGCAAUAUGAGGAGCUCAGCUCCAGGACCCCAUUACUGACAGGGAAAGAUACCAGCAUUCAUAAGGAGGGAGAGUAUGGGCUUUUAGUCUGUGCUGAUGAUCCAGAACUGCUGGACAAAUUGAACCAAGGAGCAGAAAAAGGUCUAAAGGUACUGGUUACCCAUGUUGAGAGAGCGACACCAAGCGAUGAAUUUCUCGAGCUGUUAGUGCAGCCAGCUGGAAGCUGCUCUCCUGGUCGAAAACACCCCAUCAAAGUGGCCCAUCCUGACUUCUGCCUGUCUCUAAGCACUCCACUGCCUGUUCAAAUCCUGCAGUCCGAGAUUCACCCUUCAAUAUUGGCUGCAGUUCAGCUAAUUGACCUCUCUCUGAGCCCCACAGAAGUCAAAGACAUUAUUCUAAUGGAAUUAAUGCAGUCAGAGUGUCUAGCGCUAUGGAAACACCAUUGCCAAGUGAGGAGAAACAUAAAUACACUACAGGUCAAACUAAAUCAAGCAGAGGUUUCUCUGAUGGAAUACAUCCUAAAUUCCUCCACCCCACUUCACGAGGAUCCAGAGUUUUUACCUCAUGUGUCAGCAUAUGAGAGUACCUCGCAAAUGGUGGAGUCGGAAAUCCUGGAGCUUAGUCAUGAGCUAGAUCAAAAUACAUCGCUACUGAAUGAUUACUACAGUGUGGCAGGGCUGGCCACUGCCCUCUGCCAGGCUUUACAGGAGGUGGCCAGGCUCUCUCCCUUCUAUUUUUUCCCCUUGCGCAAUUUUUUGCUUGUUUUGCAGGGGGCUUUAGCCCUGAAGGAGCGCUCAUGUGAGACAAACAGUAGCAAGCUUGUGACUGAUAUAGUCACAGCAGAAAUUACCCACAGAAUUGUGUCCCAUUUCUUGGCUCAGUACCAGCCAUGCCUGUUCCAGAGCCAUGCCGCGUUGCUAAGGUUGCUGGUGUCGCUAACGUUCUUUGCACACACUGAGGUGUGUUCCGAGGUUGAGCACGUGACUUUCCUCAGAGGGUUCACUGGCAUGGAGUCUCCGCAGGAUGUGAAAAACUCCAUCUCCCCGUGCCUACAAUCUCUUCCUCAGCUCCCAAGCUGGAUACCUCCUCAUGCAAGGACAGAUGUGCAUCUUCUUGAGAGAAUUACACCGUUUAAGGGCCUGGUUUCAUCGUUUAUGACCUCAUCCAAACAGUGGCAGGAGUAUUUUCAUUUUCCGUCAUCCACGGUGGUGGGCUCUGUUCCCUGUCAGACCCACUCUCACCUAUCCACAUUACAACGUGCUCUUCUCUGGAAGACCCUCUUUCCUGAAUGGUUGUCAGCAGUGGCAGAAGACCUCGCUGCCUGUCAGCAGGGACACCCAAUUCAAUCAGCAGUGGCAGGUAUUCCUUACCCUGGCUCUCCAGAGGCAAUUUCACAACUUUUGCACAAAAAUGAGGGCCCUGUGAUUGUUGCCCUCCCAGACUCAAGCAAAGAAGGAUGGGAAAGCGUUCACCCUUUUCACUGGAUUGAGCAAGUGGCUCGCUAUCAAGCGGACAAGGAAAAGAUAAGAGUGAUGGUCAUUUCCUUUGGCGCCGAGUGCCAGAGAGAAGCUGUUCUUUCAGCACUAGACACAGCUGUACAAAAUGGCUGUUGGCUUGUCUUGAACAAUUGUCAUAUACUUGACCACUGGGACGAUGAAGUUGUACAUCAACUGAGUCAAGUAAUAUCUGGCACAUCUGAAGGACCUCAAGCCAAUCAAGAGGCAGAAGACGGGCUCGUUCCAAUCAGAGGGUGUACCAGGAGACAAGUGCAUCCUCAUUUCAGGCUGUGGUUUAUAACCAAAGAACAUAAGCCAUUCUCUGUUCCAGCCGUAGUUAGACUGCAUGCCCUUCGUUUAGUAUGCAGUUCCCCCAGGGAUCUGAGGGAAGAGCUGUGUUCUGCCAUUCGACUGGUUGUGUCCUCUGCUAUCUCUGCCGACUCCCCUCGCCCUACUGUAAGCUCGCUGGAGCCUCUCCUUCGAUGUGGUAUCCUCCACUCAGUGCUGAUGCAGAGGCAGGCCUUCAAGCACCUCGGCCAGGGAAACGUUUACAGAUGGACACAGGAAGAUCUGAUUACCCUCUUGGAAGUCCAGGCCCAUGUCACCAAACACUGCAGCGAUCCUGCUGGCGCACUACACUAUGUCGCAGCCCGUCUAGUGUAUGGUGGUCAUGUUUCAGACUGUGCUGACCUAGAGGCAGUAGAAGCUGUCUCCACAGCCUGUUUAAGGCCAGAGCCUGAACUGUGGGGGAGUGGCCCUCACACUCUUCCAGAAAUAAUCAACACCUUUGGACCUUAUGACUUGGAUACUGUGCUCAGCAGUCUUGAGCAUCACGUCCAUGCUCUACCAAGCAGCAGUGACACCGUGGUACUUGGCUUCAGCCCUGGACUGUCUAUAGAGAUGGUGAAACUGCAAAGCAGAACGCUGAACGGUCUGUUGGACCAGUCCGAGAACACACAAAGUACAGGCAGAGUAUAUGAUAAUGUCCCACACCCACCCUUGGUGCCUUUAGACACCAGGGGAGUCAAAAAAAGGCUACAAGCCUUAAAGGGUAGACUCGAAAGUGGAGAAGAUAAAAGAGGAAAGGAAAUGGGCAGUGUGCCCUCCGGUCCCUUGCAUAACUUCCUCCAAACAGAGUGGAAUGGUCUAAAAGAGAUGGUGGCCUCCUUUCUCGUAGACCUCGCCAAGCCACCUCGAUAUGACAACGCCAUACGCUCCCCUGAUUUCAUAGUAUCAACCCUGUCCCAGCUGGAGACUCAAGUAGACCUGCUCACAGCCUAUCUAUGGGAGAGGAAAUCCAGCGAUCAACCUGCUGUUUACUGCCUGUCUGCCUUUCUAAAUCCCCGAGGCUUCCUGGCAGCCGUGCGAAGAGAAGCUGCCCAGACCAAACAGAGAGAUAUAGGCCAAGUCUAUCUGCACUUCCAGGUGCUGGGUGCUGCAGUAUCUCCUGCCUGUCUUCCUGCCAGCGGAGUUUACAUAUGUGGACUGGAUGUGCAGGGUGCGCUGUGGAAUACAAGACUUGAAGCUCUUCAGGACACUUUAUCCCCACAGCCCUGCCCUCUGCCCCUUGUAUGGGUCAGAGGUCGAGUGAGGAACAGUGACAUCGCUACAUCUCCUGACAGCUCAACCAGCACUGCAUCUCUGCCUGUCUAUCACUGUCCCCUUUACCUGGACACACAGCUGGGCAAUGUCGAGAGGUGUCUAUCUGAAGAGCAUAUUGUCACUCGUGUGCCUCUUGUCACAAAAUUAGAUCCAGUGCUUUGCACCCUAAGACGUGUUAGGUUAGUGAGUUCACUGAGAGACAGCAGUUACAUGGCCAAGAUUUGA
Molecule: messenger RNA, 13911 nt
Organism: Chanos chanos (milkfish)
Lineage: Eukaryota; Metazoa; Chordata; Actinopteri; Gonorynchiformes; Chanidae
Gene: dnhd1
Product: dynein heavy chain domain 1
Exons: 43
Coding region: 1-13911 (4636 amino acids)
Biological process (GO): flagellated sperm motility
Cellular component (GO): sperm flagellum; inner dynein arm
Molecular function (GO): ATP binding; ATP hydrolysis activity; minus-end-directed microtubule motor activity
Source: RefSeq, a predicted model, not a curated record